Molecule: messenger RNA, 2127 nt
Organism: Helobdella robusta
Lineage: Eukaryota; Metazoa; Annelida; Clitellata; Rhynchobdellida; Glossiphoniidae
Exons: 1
Coding region: 1-2127 (708 amino acids)
Biological process (GO): G protein-coupled receptor signaling pathway
Cellular component (GO): plasma membrane
Molecular function (GO): G protein-coupled receptor activity
Source: RefSeq, a predicted model, not a curated record
AUGCUAGAGCCAGGCAUGCGCAAUGAAUCAACUGGUCCUUUCCAAACAUCUAGAUAUUUUACAACAACUUAUUUACAACAUAAUGAAAUAUUUAACUCCUCCUCACUAUUUUCAACAAAAAAUGUUCUUCCUUCAACGCUGGAUUUAACGUUAUCAACACAAACAUCAGUGAGUUUUUCAUUUACCAGUCCAUAUAUAUCCAAUUCCAAGCGAUCUUUAGACUAUUACAGAUUCACAUGGCUCUACAUUUCACCUCUCAUCUUAGUGAUAGGUUUGUUUGGAAAUAUUUUGACGCUAUCUGUAGUCAACAAAAGACCGCUAAAGCAUAGCCCUACAAGAAUUUAUCUUUCUGCUAUGUCCGUUGGCGACAGCCUGGCUCUAAUAUGGAAAAUAAUUCCUGAAUUUAUGCGAGUGGCUGGUGUUUUAAAUUUUAGUUCAAUUAAUGAGUGGAGUUGCAGAAUAGAACAGUUCAGUUUUUAUACAUCGAGUGAUGCUGCAAUCUGGUUCAUGGUGGCUUUCACGAUAGAUAGGUUGGUGGCUGUAUGUUUUCCAUUGAAAAAAAGAAGCUUGUGCAAGCCAAGUUCAGCAAAAAUUUUUGUUGGUGCUGUUGUUAUUGCUGCCAUUUUUAAAAACGCUCAUGUAUUUUGGACAAGGGGUUUAGUUUUAAUGGAUGAAAUACCAGAUGAUCGAAAAUUCAAAGGAAACACAAAAAAACUGUUUUAUGAAAACAAUUUUUUUAAUUAUCAUAAAAUAAAAAAUGUUUCAGUGAAUGAAAUCACAACGUCAACAAACACGCGAACAAGCUCAAACGAGACUAUGUUACUAUCUGGGCGGUCGAUCGAACCAGUCAUAAAUAAAAUAAAUUAUAUGUUCCAGCACACAACACAUCGCACUCCAUUCAAAAAUGGACAAUUAAAAUGUCAACGUUUAGAAAGGUACAAGUAUUUUGAGCAAGACAUCAGAACCUGGCUAGCAUUUGUUUUCAUCACAGUUCUGCCGGCCACCAUCCUCAUUGUAUCCAAUGUCAUGAUUGUCGUGACUCUCGUCAGGGUUCACCGAUUCAGGACCGCAGGCAACAACGGGAGUGCUCCUCUGCCAUCGAUGUCCAGCAAGUGCGACAGCUCAUCAGCCUCAUCGUUGCAUCAGCACCAGCAACAACAAAUUAAGUACCACAGCUGUCAGAAGAAGGAACAGAAGCAAAUUUUUGAUGGACCAAAACAAAUGAAUGAAUUAAAACUCGAUCCAGAAGUAUUAAAUAAUUCUCGAGCAAAAUCUGAAUUAACAGCGGCGAAAUUUUUUGAAAAGAAACCAUCAUAUUGUAAAUAUUCGCCAACAAGUGGUUCGUCUAAAAUUCAACAUCUUAUAGUUCAGAAACAUCUCUCAAAUUCAAAUAUGAUAAACGACAAAAUUGAAGCAGAAGAAAAAUAUGAAGAAGACCAAACAUCAGCAAAACCAAAUCACUGCAUUCCACAAGUGGAGAACACGAAACGUCCAUCAAUGCAAAAUUCUCUUCUUAAUUCGUCGAACGGUGCGCAACCGUUGCAGCCAAAAAUUAAAUAUAUAUUCACCGGGACAUCUCUAAUGUGUUUGGCUGUUUCAAUAACAUUUGUUGUAUGUGUUGCUCCAAGCAUCAUAUUAACAAUCAGCAAAACAGAAUGGAAAAGGAAAAAUGAGAAAGCAUAUGGGAUUGCCACAUUGGUAAACAACCAACUGGCUAUGGUGAAUCAUGCCAUCAACUUUAUUCUCUACUGCAUGACGGGUCAGCAGUUUAGGAGGGAGUUGAAAUCGUUGAUGCAAUGUAGGAGAAGAAAGCCAUCGCACCAUUUCAUUAACAAGAAACUUUGUCAACAGAAUUUACUUUCUCAACAAAAAAGUCUAAUGCUCAAAAAACAAAAAAACAACUCACGAAAAAUUCCAUUGUCAUGCCUACCAUGCAACAAACCAGGACCAAAGUUUAAAAGAAAUUACAACGAAAUUAACUUUAGAAACGGUAAUAGAAAUGUUUUGAGCAGCUUAUACGGGCUCAGUUGGAGAAGCAGUGCUGGAACGUUGUCCACCAAGAGUUCAAUACUCACAAGUUCGGUCAUGAAAAAUUUAAAGAUCAAUGUUGAUGGUGCGGACAAUUAA